Messenger RNA from Bacidia gigantensis, 1362 nucleotides. RefSeq lists its product as uncharacterized. NCBI's taxonomy places the organism in Eukaryota, Fungi, Ascomycota, Lecanoromycetes, Lecanorales, Ramalinaceae. The transcript has a single exon. The record is from RefSeq and is a predicted model, not a curated record. Gene Ontology annotation, cellular component: membrane. The coding region runs from base 1 to 1362 and encodes 453 amino acids. Gene Ontology annotation, molecular function: nitrite transmembrane transporter activity; nitrate transmembrane transporter activity. Gene Ontology annotation, biological process: nitrite transport; nitrate transmembrane transport.
AUGGCAUUCGCGAUUGCUACACUGUGGCGUACUCCUGAGAUCAAUUCAGUUAGCAGUAAAGCCAGGUCGGUCCCUGUCUUUAACCCAUUUAAUAUUUACGGACGGGUCUUUCUACUUUCCUGGUUCGGAUUUUUCAUAGCAUUUUGGUCCUGGUAUGCCUUCCCGCCUCUCCUGACGGUAACGAUCAAACACGAUAUUGGGCUCUCGCAGGCAGACAUUGCGAACUCGAACAUACUUGGCUUAGUCGCAACUCUUUUGGUUCGAUUAGGGGCAGGAAGUGCUUGCGAUCGCUUCGGGGCGAGGCGUACAUUUGCCGUCAUUCUCCUCGUCGGCGCUAUACCCACCGCUCUUGCAGGUACCGUUCAGACACCGGGCGGUUUGAUCGCCGUGCGAUUCUUCCUGGGAAUCCUUGGAGGCACCUUCAUUCCCUGUCAAGUAUGGACCACAGGCUUUUUCGACAAAAACGUUGUAGGAACGGCGAAUGCUUUGACUGCGGGUUUUGGGAAUGGUGGUUCCGGCGUUACGUACUUCCUCAUGCCAGCCAUAUUUGAUUCGCUAGUCCAGCAUCAAGGACUUACAGACCAUGUAGCUUGGAGAGUCACAUUUGUGAUCCCUUUCAUUCUUAUCACCACGACAGCGAUCUUGAUGAUCCUCACAUGUCCUGAUACCCCAACAGGCGGUUCAUGGUCUUCACGAUGCCGAGAUAUGCAGCGCCAGAUAGACAUGAGAGACACCUUCUUCACCACUGUCGGUGAUCGUAAUAAUCAUGCGCCGAGCCUUGACCUAGGAAAUAUUUCCAAUGACACAGUCAAACUGAACUCCAGCCGUGCAAGGGAUGACAGCUAUGGAGUGCAAUCACACGAAGACGAUCUUCUAGCGGCCGCAUCUUGGGAAUUGGUGGAAACUCCAACAUACCAGGGCACGGCUAGAGCAGUCUUCUCCCUUCCGACCGCCUUUCUUGUUGGAGCUUACUUUGCAACCUUCGGGACCGAGCUUGCUGUGAACUCGUUCCUCGGCGCUUAUUACCACAAGAAUUUUGAUGGUCUCGGUCAAACGGGAUCAGGAAACUGGGCGGCGAUGUUCGGCUUGCUGAAUGUUGUGUUUAGGCCCGCAGGAGGCAUCAUAAGUGACAUUUUAUAUUGGCUUACUGGUUCGCUGUGGGCUAAAAAGGCGUGGGUGUUUUUCCUCGGUUUGAUGACCGGCGCGUUUCUGCUAGUCAUUGGUUUGCUCGAUCCCAAGUCACUGUCCGUCAUGGUAGGCUUGAUGUGUGGUCUGGCAUUCUUCCAACAGGCUGCGAACGGCGCCUGUUUCUCCCUUGUCCCUCACGUCCAUCCAACCUCAAAUGGUGAGUCACUCUUAUAA